AUUUGAUCCGUAAAUGACGAGGCUCUGAAACCUCUGCUGUUCUCUCAGUUUUUUUUUGGCACCAAGAAGGAAAGAGAAAAAAGCAGCAAUUGCUUCUCUUCUUCUUGUUGUAUAUGGGAUUUAGCUGUUAUGGCGAUGCGAUGGAGCAAUGAAAAGCGCUUCUGAGGAUUUUCUUCUGGUCUUCUUCGAUUUGAUGUUUCCUGAAUUCACAUUGGAAUUCUAGGUUUGCAAUGUCGAGGCCAUUGUACCGGGGAUUCACCGGCAGCAGUGGAAGAUUAUCCACUGGGAGUGGAAUCGGCGAUUCCUUCAACAAGAGCUACCAACUGAAAGAUUUCUCUGAAAUUGGAUUUGGGCAUGAGCUCCUGAACCCUUUUGGAACUAGUAAAAGCCGGCGGAGUUUGACACUUGGUCUGCUCAAGCUCGGCGUUGCCGGAGUCAUCUUUCUUGCACUUUUAGGUUUACUGUUUUGGGUUUUAUGUAUCUCUACUUCCUCACAAGCUAUCCUCUAUAGAGGCUAUCGAAGACUCCAAGAGCAGCUUGUUGCAGAUCUGUCAGUUGUUGGAGAGCUUUCCCUUGGUAUUGGCAAGCUCAAAGAGCUUGAAUUCUGCCCAAGUGAUUAUGAGAAUUAUGUGCCAUGUUACUUCAACAUUUCUGAGAGUUCGAAUCCGGCAGAAUUGGAUGGAAAGAUUGAUCAGUAUGAGCGGAGCUGUGUUCAUAGAUCGGCAAAGGAACAAGGUUGUUUGGUUUUGCCACCAAAGAAUUAUAAGAUUCCACUGAGAUGGCCAACUGGGAGAGACUUCAUUUGGAAGUAUAACGUGAAGAUUACAGGGCAGGAAUUGUCGUCUGGAAGCUUGACCAAGAGGAUGAUGGUGGAGGAAGAACAGCUCUCUUUUCACUCUGACUCUCUUAUGGUUGAUGGUGUAGAAGACUAUUCCCAUCAGAUAGCUGAGAUGAUUGGGCUAAGGAAUGAGUCCAAUUUCAAUGAGGCUGGGGUCAGGACUGUGUUGGAUAUAGGUUGUGGCUUCGGUAGCUUCGGGGCGCAUCUUUUUGCAAAACAUCUUCUUACCAUGUGCAUUGCAAACUACGAAGGUUCUGGAAGUCAAGUUCAACUUACUCUGGAAAGAGGCCUACCUGCUAUGGUUGGUUCGUUUGCGACGAAACAGUUGCCAUAUCCUAAUCUGUCUUUUGAUAUGGUACACUGCGCAAGAUGCGGGAUUGAAUGGGAGAGAAAUGAUGGUAUCUUCGUUCUGGAAGUUGACAGAUUACUGAGGCCUGGAGGAUAUUUUGUCUGGACUUCACUUACGAACACUCACAGGUCUCUCCAUAACAAGGAAAAUCAGAAAAGAUGGACUCUAAUUCGUGAUUUCACCGAGAGCAUCUGCUGGGAUCUGCUUUCACAGCAAGAUGAAACAAUCAUUUGGAAGAAAACCAGCAAAAAGAAAUGUUAUAGCUCUCGGAAAUCUGUCUCUCCAAUCUGUGAUAGAAGCCUGGAUAUGAAAUCUCUCUAUUACCAACCUCUCAAUCCUUGCAUAGGAGGAACAACAAGUCAAAGGUGGAUCCCCAUCGAAGAUCGAAGACCAUGGCCUUCUCAGGUUAUGCUAAGCUCGGCCGAGCUGAGCUUACAUGGUGUGCAGCCUGAGGAGUUUUUUGAGGAUUCCUUAAACUGGGAACUAUCAGUCCAAAACUAUUGGUCUCUUCUUUCACCUUUAAUUUUUUCUGAUCAUCCGAAAAGGCCUGGUGAUGAGGAUCCCUCUCCACCUUAUAAUAUGCUGAGAAAUGUACUCGACAUGAAUGCUCGAUUCGGAGGCUUCAAUGCUGCUUUGUUGGAAGCUGGAAAAUCUGUCUGGGUCAUGAAUGUAGUGCCUGUUACAAGCCACAACUCUCUCCCUCUUAUCUUUGAUAGAGGAUUCAUUGGUGUACAGCAUGAUUGGUGUGAAGCAUUUCCGACAUAUCCAAGAACUUAUGAUAUGGUUCAUGCUCAAGGACUGCUAUCAAUUCAUAAACACCACGGGUGUUCUGUGCUCGAUGUGUUCUUAGAGAUUGAUCGCAUUCUACGGCCAGAGGGUUGGAUAAUUAUUCAAGACGCAGCUCCCCUCAUUGAAGCUAUCAGAACAGCAAUCCCACAAUUAAAAUGGGAUGCUCGAGUUACAGAAAUCAGUGGAAACAAAGAUGACAGACUCCUUGUUUGUCAGAAGCCCUUCUUCAAGAAACAGAUACAAUAAUCAAGCUGAAUAUUACUUCCCAUAAGAAUCCUUUUUUUCUGGCCUCAAAUGGAAGAAACCAUUAAACAAAAUACAAAGAUGAGCUCUUUCUAUUGGGGCUCUCUAAGUCAUAGAGAGACCUUAUGAUUCGCCAUUACGAUGAGCAAAGAGACCUUCCCAAACGCAGGGCUUAUUAUUACAACCAUACAAAGCAGCAAGGUGACUGAGUAAUACAAUUUCAAGAAGAUGAAGCAGCAGUAAGGGACAGUUGUACUGAAUGCUUAGAGUAAAUUCUUUUAUCUGUUACUUGCUCUCAACAUUUAUGAAUUUUCUUUGUAAUGCUCUUCUUAUUGCCAAUGGAAGUUAUAGUUUCUCUUGAUUAAUCAUACUCUUAAAUUUAUAA
This is a messenger RNA of Dendrobium catenatum, 2604 nucleotides long. Its product is annotated as probable pectin methyltransferase QUA2. Gene Ontology annotation, cellular component: cytoplasm. The record is from RefSeq and is a predicted model, not a curated record. The transcript has 9 exons. Lineage: Eukaryota; Viridiplantae; Streptophyta; Magnoliopsida; Asparagales; Orchidaceae. Bases 231 to 2222 code for a protein of 663 amino acids. Gene Ontology annotation, molecular function: methyltransferase activity.